Molecule: messenger RNA, 291 nt
Organism: Morchella importuna
Lineage: Eukaryota; Fungi; Ascomycota; Pezizomycetes; Pezizales; Morchellaceae
Exons: 3
Coding region: 1-291 (96 amino acids)
Source: RefSeq, a predicted model, not a curated record
AUGGCAUAUACCUUCCUUCGUGCGGAUGUUUUAACGACUGUCUUAUCGAGUGUUCCAAAGGAGGAAAUUGCAAUUGUCCCAAGAACUGCGACCCGAAAUACGAGUGCAAGUGUGGAUGUACGAACGAUUGUAUUAGAAAUUGUCCUUAUGGGGAAACCUGUAUCUGUACACUGCAAUGUGAUGCGAAAUAUGCAUGCCCUACUUACAUGUAGCUACUACCAUUUCGUAGCAGCUGUAUACGUAUAUGUAUGCAUUGUCGACAAACGUAUAAGAUUCGGAGGCUGGGUUUGA